This is a messenger RNA of Anisakis simplex (herring worm), 525 nucleotides long. NCBI's taxonomy places the organism in Eukaryota, Metazoa, Nematoda, Chromadorea, Rhabditida, Anisakidae. The record is from the annotation of a GenBank genome assembly.
AUGAGUAUUUAUUUGGUUGUUGUUGUUGUGAAAGCUGCUGAGGGCAAAGGUGUGUGCAGACAGUUUUGUGUGGUGGUAAAAAGUUUACCUGGAUUACCUGGAUUUUCGGGUAAACUUGUUUUACCUGGAAAACGCCGUGUGAUGACACGCGGUCGUAACGAGUGCUCGGUGGACAUUGGGGGUGAGGGGCGCAAGAAGUCGGCCGGACGAGGUGCGCAACGCAGACAACUGGCUCAGCCUCGCACGCCUAUCGGCACCAAAUUCGUACACAAACACACCUCAACGGAGCCGUCCGGUUCAUCAGGCCACAAGAAGAGUGUCAUCGAGCAGUGGAUGGAGUCGGUGGCGGAUGCGGGUGUGCGUGGGGUGCGCAAGGAAUUCAUUAGAGAAAUCAAAAACUAUACGCCGAGUGGCCCGCAGACAGCGUGGGAGAACGAGAAAAAUUUCGAUAAGAAUAGAUACGAUGAUAUCCGUUUACUUGAUAAAACACGAGUGAUCAUUAAGAAUAGUGGUAAGACGAUAUGA